Eruca vesicaria subsp. sativa (arugula) is the source of this 1658-nucleotide messenger RNA. NCBI's taxonomy places the organism in Eukaryota, Viridiplantae, Streptophyta, Magnoliopsida, Brassicales, Brassicaceae. The record is from the annotation of a GenBank genome assembly.
AUGGGAUCACCAAUGGCCUCUCUGGCAGCAACUUUGCUUGUCUUAGCAUUCUCUCUUGGUUUUGUAUCUGAAACCACCGCAAAUUACUAUUACUCUUCUCCUCCUCCGCCUGUCAAGCACUACACUCCUCCGGUUUACAAAUCACCACCACCACCGAUUUACCAGUCUCCCCCUACUCCGGUUUACCAGUCUCCUCCACCACCAAAGAAACACUACGAGUACAAAUCACCACCACCACCAAUUUACCAGUCUCCCCCUCCUCCCGUGUACCACUCUCCUCCACCACCUAAAAAGCACUACGAGUACAAAUCACCACCACCACCAGUUUACCAGUCUCCCCCUCCUCCCGUGUACAACUCUCCUCCACCACCUAAGAAGCACUACGAGUACAAAUCACCACCACCACCAGUUUACCAGUCUCCCCCUCCUCCGGUGUACCACUCUCCUCCACCACCUAAGAAGCACUACGAGUACAAAUCACCACCACCACCAGUUUACCAGUCUCCCCCUCCUCCCGUGUACCACUCUCCUCCACCACCUAAGAAGCACUACGAGUACAAAUCACCACCACCGGUUUACCACUCUCCUCCAGUGUACCACUCUCCUCCACCACCUAAGAAACACUACGAGUACAAAUCGCCACCACCACCAGUUUACCAGUCUCCCCCUCCUCCAGUUUACCACUCUCCACCACCACCGGUAUAUCAGUCUCCCCCUCCUCCGAUUUACCAAUCUCCUCCUCCUCCAGUUUACCACUCUCCACCACCACCAAUUUACCAGUCUCCCCCUCCUCCGGUUUACCACUCUCCACCACUACUACCGGUUUACCAAUCUCCCCCUCCUCCGGUCUACCACUCUCCUCCACCACCUAAAAAUUACGAGUACAAAUCUCCUCCUCCUCCAGUUUACCAGUCUCCUCCUUCUCCGAUUUACCAAUCUCCUCCACCUCCGGUUUACCAUUCUCCUCCACCACCAAAACACCAUGAAUACAAUUCUCCACCUCCUCCACCGGUUCACUACUCACCACCACACCAACCCUACCUCUACAAAUCUCCACCUCCUCCAUACCACUACUAACUAAUCGUCACCAUGGAGUUGACGGCAGUACACAAGAAAGCAAAUAAUCUUUUGGUGAUAAAUUAAAAGACACAAUAUCAUUAAGAGAUUAUCAAUACAUAUAUACUAAAGAGAAAGUUUUUCAUUCAAUGUGUGUGUGUGUGUGUGUUGUAAUAAACUGCAAACAUAUUGAUGAGUGGUGCCAUUCAUGCAUUGCAAAUUAGUCAUAUGUUUGUAAGUUCAAGUCCUGUUUUCCAAAUUCUUCAAUUUUAAAGUUUGAUUGUUUACUUUAAAUAAAAAUGUUUUUUCUCAGUUUGCCCUGCUCUACUAUCACUUAUAGUUUGAAUUGGCUGCUAUACAAAAUCACCUUAUUAUAAAUUUACCGUCAAAACAUCAUUAUAUUAAUUUGCUUAUUAUAACUUAUACAUGAAAUUUUACAUAUAUAUAUAGUCAGACGAUCUAAUGGAACUGGUCGAUUUCUGAGCAAUAAGUGUUGUAUAAGAAAGUCAUUUAAAAAAAAAAAAAACUUCUUGGGGUCUUUAUGGUACCAUUUUGCCUUUAAGCAGAAUGAAAUUCAAGUUUCGUGUAUGUCUCCCAUUUAC